AAGCAGUAAAAUAUGAAAGGAAGGAAAAGUGGUGUUUUGGAGAAAGCUAAAUUAGGUGCUUUAGAAAGAAAAAAUGAGUCACCAAAAAUUUUGUGGCUAGUAAGGACAUUGUAUACAGUUUAUUUAAAUAUUAUAACAUAUAUAGAUCUAAGUUCUAGGAGCAGGGAAUGAAAUAUGGAUAUAAAGGAUUACUUUUCUCCUAUAGAAAACUUAUAGAGUUCAGCAACAAAAACAAAUGGUUGAAUUUGAGUGCAGUUUGGUAUAUGAGAGGAAGUUUAUUUUCUGAAUUAUAGACCUUUAAAAAUGUAUUCUCUUGUGAAACAUUUUAAUGAUGUAACUGUUGUAGUCCAUUUGUGCUACUGUAACGAAAUACCUGAGAAUUGGUAAUUUAUAAAAACAGAAAUUUAUUUCUCUGACUUCUGGAAGCUGAGAAUUCCAAGAUCCAGGUUCUGGCAGGUUUGUUAUCGGGUAAGGGUUCAGUCUCUGCUUCCAAGAUGAUGCCUUGAACAUUGCAUUCUCCAGAAAGGAAGCAUAAUAUGCCCUCACAUGACAGAAGGCAGAGGGGGAAAAAGAGACAAACUCCCUCUUUCGGUUCCUUCUCUAAGGUUACUUAUUCCCAGUCACCAGUGUGGAGCCCUAGUGACUAGAGGACCUAACUUCUAGUAACAUCACUUUGGUGAUUAGGUUUUAACUCAGCUUUUAGGGAGGAUACAACAUUCAAACCCUAGCAGCAACUCAUAGGUUUACAUUAUAAGUACAUAGACCCAAUUGAAAUUUGUUAACAAAAACCUAGAUUCGUAGUAGGCUAAAUGUAGUGUUUUCAUACUGCAGACUGUUGUCUCUUUUGAACAUGAUGUGGUAUUUCUAACUAGUAAGUUAAAAAUACUGAUCUUUAACUCUAAAAUAAAGAGAAUGAAAACUAGAUUACUGCAUUGUAUUAGUUUUCUGUCAUUAUAUGACAACUUCAAAACUUAGUGACUUGAAACAAUAACCAUUUAUCAUAUCAGUUUCUAUGGUCAGAAAUCAGGGAGUAGUUCAGGUGGGUGGUCUGGCUCAUGAUUUUUUCAUGAGUUUAUAGCCAAAAUGAUAGCCAGGGCUGCAGUCAUCCGAAGCCUUGACUAGGGCUAAAGCAUACAUUUUUGAAAUGAUUAACUCAUGGAAUGCUGAUUGUUGGCAAGAGCCGUCACGUCCUCCCCAUAUGGGUCUGUCCAUGGGCCUACCUUAAGCGUAUUCAUAGCAUGGUAGCUAGCCUCCCUCAGAAUGUGCGAUCCGAGAGAGAGUGAGGACACUGCCUUAGGAAAACCACGAGAGGUGUUUCGACUUCCUACAGAUUUGACAGCAUGUGACAACCGUCUUUGUGCGUCUAUCCAUUUCACAUCUUCUACCUGGGUUACCUUGUCAGAUGGAACUGGAAGAUUGUAUGUCAUUGGAACAGGUGAACGUGGAAAUAGCGCUUCUGAAAAAUGGGAGAUUAUGUUUAAUGAAGAACUUGGGGAUCCUUUUAUCAUAAUUCACAGUAUCUCAUUGCUAAAUGCUGAAGAACAUUCUAUAGCUACCCUACUUCUUCGAGUAGAGAAAGAAGAAUUGGAUAUGAAAGGAAGUGGUUUCUAUGUUUCUCUGGAGUGGGUCACUAUCAGUAAGAAAAAUAAAGAUAAGAAAAAAUAUGAAAUUAUUAAGCGUGAUAUUCUCUGUGGAAAGUCAGUGCCACAUUAUGCUGCUAUUGAGCCCGAUGGAAAUGGUCUAAUGAUUGUAUCUUACAAGUCUUUCACAUUUGUUCAGGCUGGUCAAGAUCUUGAAGAAAAUAUGGAUGAAGACAUGUCAGAGAAAAUCAAAGAACCUCUGUAUUACUGGCAACAGACUGAAGAUGAUUUGACAGUAACGAUAAGGCUUCCAGAAGACAGUACUAAGGAGGACAUUCAAGUACAGUUUUUGCCUGAUCACAUCAACAUUGUACUGAAGGAUCACCAGUUUUUAGAAGGAAAACUCUAUUCAUCCAUUGAUCAUGAAAGCAGUACAUGGAUAAUUAAAGAGAGUAAUAGCUUGGAGAUUUCCUUGAUUAAGAAGAAUGAAGGACUGACCUGGCCAGAGCUAGUAGUUGGAGAUAAACAAGGGGAACUUAUAAGAGAUUCAGCCCAGUGUGCUGCAAUUGCUGAACGUUUGAUGCAUUUGACCUCUGAAGAACUGAAUCCAAAUCCAGAUAAAGAAAAACCACCUUGCAAUGCUCAAGAGUUAGAAGAAUGUGAUAUUUUCUUUGAAGAGAGCUCCAGUUUGUGCAGAUUUGAUGGCAGUACAUUAAAAACUACUCAUGUGGUGAAUCUUGGAAGCAACCAGUACCUUUUCUCUGUCAUAGUGGAUCCUAAAGAAAUGCCCUGCUUCUGUUUACGCCAUGAUGUUGAUGCCCUACUCUGGCAACCACACUCCAGCAAACAAGAUGAUAUGUGGGAGCACAUCGCAACUUUCAAUGCUUUAGGCUAUGUCCAAGCAUCAAAGAGAGACAAAAAAUUUUUUGCCUGUGCUCCAAAUUACUCCUAUGCAGCCCUUUGUGAGUGCCUUCGUCGAGUAUUCAUCUAUCGUCAGCCUGCUCCCAUGUCCACUGUACUUUACAACAGAAAGGAAGGCAGGCAAGUAGGACAGGUUGCUAAGCAGCAAGUAGCAAGCCUGGAAACCAAUGAUCCUAUUUUAGGAUUUCAAGCAACAAAUGAGAGAUUAUUUGUUCUUACUACCAGAAACCUCUUUUUAAUAAAAGUCAAUACAGAGAAUUAAUUAUUCUAACAUAUUGGCUUCUUUGUACUGGAAAAGUUUUCAGUGGUACCUGGAGGUCUGGACAAUAUACUAUAACCUCUUAAGUUUUAAUGUGCUAAAUAUAUCUUGUAUGAUUUUUUAUUUUUUAAAUAACAUUGGAAAUAUAUUCAAGAGAUUGUGAUUCUCUAGAGCUAUAGAAUGAAACUGCAGAUUUAGAGAACAUUGGUUUCUGUAAAAAAAAGAAAAUAAAGAUAGUACUAGCAAGUAUACUUUUUAAAAUAGGCUAGAAUCUCAUGUUUUAUAUGAAAGAUGUACAAUUCAGUGUUUAAAAAUAAAAAUAUUUAUUGUGUACUCUGUUCAUUGAUAAGUUGCUAUAGUCUGUACCUAUAAAAUGUACAGGAUAAUAGUUAAAUGUUGAGUAUUGUACAUAUGUAUUUAAAUGGAUUGAAUAGCUGAGUCUACAUGGAGGGAGAAAUGUUAGAGGACAGCAGGCCUAAUAUUUUUUAAGUUUACUGAGAGACUUCAAUUAUUAUUUUCAAAUUAAGUACAGCUUUAUGUAACUUUCAGCCAAUUGCUCUGCCACAGACAUAGACAGAGAGAGAUAAGAUUUCACAUUAUCCAUCACUGCGAAACAAACCACACCAAAACUCAGUGGUUUAAAACAAGGACAUUUAUUAUUUUUCACAAUUCAGUGAGUUGGCUGUCUCUGCUCUACGGGGCCUCUCAGCCUCCAGAAGGCUAGAUGGGUGUUCUUUCCAUAGUAGAGAAAACAUCCUAAGAGAGCAAGCUCCAAUAUGCAAGAGCUUAUCGAUCCUGUACAUCUAUCAUAUUUACUAAUGUUCCGUUGGACAAAGCAAAUCACAUGGCCAAGUCUAGAAUCAGUAUGAGGGGACUACACAAGCUGGCAGAUAGCGGGUGGUAUGAUUCAUUGAGGGCCACUGAUGGAACAAUCUACCACACAAGGACAAAUUAUAAUUUAUCCUUGUAGCUCUCUUUAUUUUUCUAACAAUUUAAACAAAAUAAUCCUGUUUAUAUGUUAUACUUUUUUGCCACAAAUUUUGUUUUUUCAAACUUAUCUUUCCAGGUUUGUUUUAGUAUGUAUGUACCGGGAAAGUUUUAUUAUUUUUUAUAACAUUUCAAGAUAUGUAUCUUAUAUAAACCUCAAGUUGGAUUUUAUAUUUUAAUAAGGAAGUUAAGACCUUAAUUUAAGAGGCGGAAGAUUAAGAUAAGAAAUAUAAGAUAGAAAAUAUUUUUGCUAACAUAUCUUUUGCCUGUCUGGGCAAGUAUUUGACUCAACUAAAUUUUAAUGAAUGAAUGUUUGAGAGACGGAGAGGAGGAAAAGAGAUGAGGAUUACAUACAUGUUCUAAACCCUUUGUCAGAAUGCAGUUUCCUAGAGAGUAUUGGGGUGCUAGGUAAAAAGUUAAGAAAGGUCCUGAGGACUGGUAUUGACAAUUGGAGUCCUAAUAGUACUCUAUUAGUAUUAGGAAAGAGAGACUAGGUACCAAACGUCAUGAGAUCAUAGACAUAGAAAACUGUAUAGUAACCAAAAACCAAACAGUAAUAUUUCCAGAACUUUUUAGUAUUGUUGUAAAACUUCAUGAAACAAAAGACAUUUAAACAGUGAAUUAUUAAAAAUCUUUAUUUUGGGAAAGUAGAUCUACAUUUUCGCUAAAAUUUUCCCCAAAGAUAAUAAAUAUCUUCUUAGGGAAUGUAAGAAAAAUGUAUAAUAAAAAUGUGGUGCUUAAUUAACCAUGACUAUGUAUAUAUUGCAAAUAUUAGUAAUCAGUAUUCUUUGUGCAUGUGAUUUUUUUGCAUGAUUAAUGUUGAAUUGAAAGCUCUCAGGAUAAUUAAUCCUAAAUGUUGUUGCAUGUUGACGUAUUUUAAAAGAUGAAUAGGCCUAGAGCAGUGAUUUCAAGCUAUUUUCUUGAAAUGUUUCAGGGAUUCCAUAAACAUUUAACUCAGCUUAAACAAUGUUCUAAGAUACAUAUACUUAGAACAUUGAGGUAUAUACUACAAGUGCUAAGAAUGUAGUACCUUAUAUUUUUGUUGAUUUUUAUCAUGUUAUAAAUAGGAAUUUAUAAAAUGUGUAUGAUAGUAAUAAAGUAGUAUUUUGUUUUGCA
Molecule: messenger RNA, 4863 nt
Organism: Chlorocebus sabaeus (green monkey)
Lineage: Eukaryota; Metazoa; Chordata; Mammalia; Primates; Cercopithecidae
Source: RefSeq, a predicted model, not a curated record